AUUUGAUAGAAUAAAUAUGGCGGACCGGUUGACACAGCUUCAAGACGCCGUGAAUUCACUGGCCGAUCAGUUCUGUAAUGCCAUCGGCGUCCUGCAGCAGUGUGCUCCUCCUGCAUCCUUCAACAACAUCCAGACGGCGAUCAACAAGGACCAGCCAGCAAACCCCACCGAAGAGUACGCCCAGCUGUUCGCGGCUCUCAUAGCCAGAACGGCCAAAGAUGUGGAUGUGCUGAUCGACUCCCUCCCCAGUGAAGAGUCCACGGCGACUCUGCAGGCGGCCAGUCUGCGGCAGCUGGAGGAGGAGAACCACGAUGCGGCAGCUCGCCUGGAGGAGGUGGUUUACCGCGGCGACAUGCUGCUGGAGAAGAUCCAGAGCGCGCUGGCCGACAUCGCCCAGUCUCAGCUCCGCACCCGCAACGGCGCCCCCAGCCAGCCGUCGCCUGCCGAGUCCUGACCGCCGCAGCGCGCAGGACACUUCUGGACUCCUAACAUCUUUACUGUCGGCACCUCGAAGUGUCGCCGAGCUUCUUUUCUGAUCACUUUCCUGUACCGGAUUCAUCUCGGAGAAACAGAAAGGCCUUGGUUUGCUCUGAUCUGAAGACGAUGUCCUGUCCUGGACUCCUGUAAUAUUAGGAAAAAUGUCUCUUCAGUCCCAAAGCUACUCUUCUGUCCUAUUUUGUAAGUUUGAUGUACAGUGUGUGUUGUUUACUAAUGCUGUCAGUUUUUGUACAUAUUUAUGAAUUAAAAGAUCAUUGCUCAUUUCUUUCCUAAAUUGAAAAGUGACUUUCUGUACAGCUAAUGAGUCCUUUUUAUUAAAAACCUUGAACACUUUCAGGA
Molecule: messenger RNA, 837 nt
Organism: Salarias fasciatus (jewelled blenny)
Lineage: Eukaryota; Metazoa; Chordata; Actinopteri; Blenniiformes; Blenniidae
Gene: med21
Product: mediator complex subunit 21
Exons: 4
Coding region: 17-454 (145 amino acids)
Biological process (GO): regulation of transcription by RNA polymerase II
Cellular component (GO): mediator complex
Molecular function (GO): transcription coregulator activity
Source: RefSeq, a predicted model, not a curated record